Molecule: messenger RNA, 415 nt
Organism: Zea mays
Lineage: Eukaryota; Viridiplantae; Streptophyta; Magnoliopsida; Poales; Poaceae
Exons: 2
Coding region: 1-303 (100 amino acids)
Source: RefSeq, a predicted model, not a curated record
AUGAGAGGGCCUGUGUUAGGCGCCGUUAGCUCCUUGAACGCCGGUUAUGCAUAUUGCGGCUUAUAUGAAAGGGACGACGAGUACCGGCCAGUACAUGAGGUCGAGCCGACCGUCCGGCUGGGCCUCAGGGUCUUUGCGGUCGUCAACGCUAUCAUGCUGACUAUUGUUAACAUCAUCAUAAGCGAGAGCCUCCUCGGGAAGAUAGUAGCUCCGGCUGGGAUGAUAGUCAUGGUGGGGUUUGUAUUUGCAAUCACAACAGACGAUGCCGAACCUGGAAUCACCCAAACAGAGUCCAUGGUGUGAUUUUCAUCCGCGACAAGCCGGACCCUUUUCUUCUAGAUUGUUUUUACUACUAGACAUCAGAAUGUUCAUUUUUUUUGUUCGAAUUAUAGAUAAGAGCUUUGUUUGUCUCGUG